AAAAAGCGGAAGAAGAGACAAAAACAACAGCAUCGGCGGUGGCGGCGGUUUCCCGGCUCUCGGGCAAUAGUUGACCAAAAAGGACAACAGAGCAAAUCCGGCGAUUACCUGUUCGGUAUCAAAAAGUGCCGGCGGUUUGUGUACGGUUAAUACAGCUGUCGUUGUUUACGUUUACCUACAAAAAUGGCGUUAUUCGGUAAGUUGUUCGGCAGCGGGGGCAAGGGUGGGAAAGCGCCGACACCCCAGGAGGCUAUCCAGCGACUCAGAGAGACCGAGGAGAUGUUGGCCAAAAAGCAGGUCUUUUUGGAGAAGAAGAUCGACCAGGAGCUCAUGACGGCGAAGAAGAACGGCACGAAAAACAAACGAGCGGCUCUACAAGCCUUGAAGAGAAAAAAGCGUUAUGAGAAGCAGCUGGAUCAGAUUGACGGGACGCUGUCUACCAUUGAGUUCCAGAGAGAGGCGCUAGAGAACGCCAACACCAACACAGAAGUGCUCAAGAACAUGGGCUUUGCCGCCAAGGCAAUGAAGGCUGCACACGAAAACAUGGACAUAGACAAAGUAGAUGAUUUGAUGGCGGAAAUCACAGAACAGCAGGAAUUGUCUCAGGAAAUCUCAGAUGUCAUUUCCAGACCAGUCGGCUUUGGAGAAGACUAUGAUGAGGAUGAGCUUAUGGCUGAGCUGGAGGAGCUGGAACAGGAAGAGCUGGACAAAAAUCUUCUAGAAAUUGAAGGAACAGAAGACGUCCCUCUGCCAAGCGUACCAUCUACAUCACUACCAUCUAGACCAGCAAAGAAGAAGGAGGAAGAAGACGAAGACGACAUGGCAGACCUUGAGGCCUGGGCAGCUAACUAAGGCAGCUAGCUAGCGCCCUUCUCCUGUCUGUCUCUAUGCUGCCAGAUUGGUCCCACACAUCUUGAGGACAGACAGAGACUCUGGGCUGCUGAACUGGCUCAUAAAGUCGACAUCCCAAUAUCUAACCAUAACCCAACUUUAAAGUAUGCACUUGUGCACAUGUUUGCUGACUCAAAAAGAAGUGAAACGAGGCUUUUCUCUUCUGAUUAAUGUUACAGUAAGAACCUCUUUGCUCCAGCUGCACACUCCUCUGUUUCUAAAGGGCACAGAGUAUGGAAAGCAAAUGUCAUGCCCUAACGACCUGUGGUCAUAUUUAUCGAAGUGCAAUUUUUAAGAAAAAGAGUGCAUGAAAGAGCACUUAGGGCAGGAGCGUGCAAGUGCAUACUUCUAGGGAAGGGUGUGUGGAAGAACAGGACAAGGCUUGUUUCUGGGAGGAAUGUGAAGAAUCAACAGAUGUGUGGGGAAGAAAAGCAAAAACAGAAAGACGAAAUGACCCAGCCAUUUUUCUGCUUCCUGCGUUGUCAUAUCUCUGCUCCUCUAAGAUGGUGACAACAACCCCUUCGUCCAUACCAUCUCUGCUAAAUGUCAACUACAGCAACAAAAAAGAUAAAUUAUAAAAGUGUAGGACUUUCUCAUUGAAAUAUCAGUGUCAAACUACAAAACGAGGACAUGUUACAGCAGUGGAACUCUUCAGUAAUGACAAAACAUCUUGUAAUGGGAGGAUCCAGGGUUCAGUCUCUCCAUCAGCCAUAACUCCUGCCUGAAUGCCCAUGGGCAGCUUCUUGUUUACUUAUCAGGAGGCCAUCUGGGUCUCAUCGGUUAUAUUACUAAAAUGUCAUGUGAGGGGAAAAAAUAAAAACAGAGAAAAAACAUU
This is a messenger RNA of Xiphias gladius (swordfish), 1726 nucleotides long. It is a transcript of the gene chmp4ba, whose product is annotated as charged multivesicular body protein 4Ba. Gene Ontology annotation, biological process: vesicle budding from membrane; late endosome to vacuole transport via multivesicular body sorting pathway. The transcript has 5 exons. The coding region runs from base 184 to 852 and encodes 222 amino acids. NCBI's taxonomy places the organism in Eukaryota, Metazoa, Chordata, Actinopteri, Istiophoriformes, Xiphiidae. Gene Ontology annotation, cellular component: multivesicular body; ESCRT III complex; cytoplasmic side of plasma membrane. The record is from RefSeq and is a predicted model, not a curated record.